AUGUGUCAGAAGAAGGAGAAACCAAGUGGAAAAGAUUCGAAAGAGAAGAAACCAAAGCAGAGUUCAUCAUCCACAUCCAAGAAUGAUCAAAAUACUUCAUCCUACACUGAUGGCAUAAAUUUUCCUCCUCAGGAAGUCGAAGAGGAAGGCGAUGAGAAGGAGGGAAAGAUGGAAGCAAGGAGGAAUCAGAGGAGCGAACAAAUGCAGACUGAUACCUCCGUGACUGAUGAUAAGAAACAAAAGAAGCUAGAGAAGAAGAAGAAAGAAAGAUUAGCGAAUGCAAAGAUCAGUGAGGACUUGAAGAACGACCGUGAUGCAUUCACGGUUGUUAUUGGAAGCAAAGCUUCGGUGCUCGAAGGAGAAGACACAGCUGAUGCGAAUGUUCAAGAUAUAUCCACCGGUUCUUUUUCCGUUUCGGUUUGUGGGAAAGAACUCAUGAAGAACGUAUCUUUGAAGCUAUCACAUGGAAGAAGGUAUGGUUUUGUAGGGAAGAAUGGAACUGGGAAGUCUUCACUGUUGAAGCUUUUAGAAUGGAGGAUGAUUCCAGUUCCCAAGAAUAUCAGUGUUCUUCUCGUCGACCAAGAAGUGCCUAGUGGUGAAACGAGUGCUCUGGACUUAGUUGUUUCCGCCAAUGAAGAGUUGGUUAAGCUACGUGAAGAGGAUAAAGCUCUGCAGAAGGAUUCGUCUUCUGGAGUAGAUGAUGAUGAUUCUGGAGAAAAGCUUGCUGAAUUGUACAAGAGGCUAGAGGAUUUGGGGUCAGAUUCUGCUGAACCACGUGCGUCCAAGAUUCUUGCGGGCUUAGGUUUCACAAACGAUAUGCAAGUGCGUGCAACUCAAUCGUUCAGUGGUGGCUGGAGGAUGAGAAUAUCGUUAGCUAGAGCUCUCUUUAUGCAACCUAGUCUUUUGUUGUUAGAUGAACCCACAAACCAUCUCGACCAUAAAGCUGUUUCAUGGUUAGAAGAGUACUUGUGUUCCUUGAAGAAAACGCUUGUUGUUGUCUCACAUAACCCGGACUUCCUCAACAAAGUCUGCACAAAUAUAAUACAUCUGCAUGACAAGAGUCUCGACUUCUUUCGUGGUAAUCACGACGAUUUCAAAUUUGCAUAUGAGAAGCAAUGCAAUGAGGUGAAGAAAAAGUUUGAGAUUCAAAGGAAACGAGAUGAAGCAGCUAAGAGGUCUGGAAACAAGGCUCAACAGGAGAAGUUUGCAGAGAGAAAAACAGCUAAGGGUAAGACAAAGGGUAAGGAGAUGGAUGAAGAAGGCCCAACACCACUAAAACCUCCAAGAAAGCUGAAAAGUAUCGUGUUAGAUUUUCCAGAACCAACCAAACUCCCUGAUCCUCUUCUGAAACUAAAGGUUAGCUUCUGGUACACUGAAAAGCCAGAGUUCAAGCUCUUAGAUGUUGAUCUAUGUAUCAAUAUGGGUACACGGGUCGCUAUAGUUGGGCCAAACGGAGCUGGAAAGUCCACUCUGUUGAAACUUAUUGCGGGAGAUUUAGUUCCAACCGAAGGUGAAGUGUUAAGAAGCCAGAAGCUGAGGAUUGGCAUGUACUCUCAGCACUUUGUUGACCAGUUAACUAUGGAGGAAACACCGGUUAAGUAUCUUCUCCGCCUUUGUUCUGACCAAGAGGAAUUUAGCAAGGAAGAACCGGUACGUGCAAAACUAGGCAAGUUUGGGCUACCAGGUCACAGACACGUAGCUUCAAUCUCGGAAUUGUCAGGAGGAGAAAAGGCUAGAGUUGUGUUAGCCUCGAUCUCAAUGUCGAAGCCACACAUUCUGCUUCUUGACGAGCCAACAAAUCACUUAGACGAGCAGACUAAAGAUGCGUUGGCGAAAGCAUUAGAUGAGUUCACAGGAGGAGUUGUGUUGGUGAGUCACGAGCCGGGACUCGUAUCACUUGUCUGUAAAAAUGUGGACAAGAGUGAAAUUUGGGUCGUAGAGGACGGAACCGUGACUGUCUUCCCAGGCUCAUAUGAAGAGUACAAGGAAAAUCUAUAA
Molecule: messenger RNA, 1998 nt
Organism: Eutrema salsugineum
Lineage: Eukaryota; Viridiplantae; Streptophyta; Magnoliopsida; Brassicales; Brassicaceae
Product: ABC transporter F family member 4
Exons: 1
Coding region: 1-1998 (665 amino acids)
Molecular function (GO): ATP hydrolysis activity; ATP binding
Source: RefSeq, a predicted model, not a curated record